Molecule: messenger RNA, 645 nt
Organism: Macrosteles quadrilineatus (aster leafhopper)
Lineage: Eukaryota; Metazoa; Arthropoda; Insecta; Hemiptera; Cicadellidae
Product: axoneme-associated protein mst101(2)-like
Exons: 1
Coding region: 1-645 (214 amino acids)
Source: RefSeq, a predicted model, not a curated record
AUGCCCAAAAGGCGCAGAACACGCGCAAAGAAGAAAAGGAAGGGGCCAUGCCCAAAAGGCACAGAACACGCGCAAAGAAGAAAAGGAAGGGGCGUGCCCAAAAGGCGCAGAACACGCGCAAAGAAGAAAAGGAAGGGGCCAUGCCCAAAAGGCGCAGAACACGCGCGAAGAAGAAAAGGAAGGGGCCAUGCCCAAAAGGCGCAGAACACGCGCGAAGAAGAAAAGGAAGGGGCCAUGCCCAAAAGGCGCAAAACACGCGCAAAGAAGAAAAGGAAGGGGCGUGCCCAAAAGGCGCAGAACACGCGCAAAGAAGAAAAGGAAGGGGCCAUGCCCAAAAGGCGCAGAACACGCGCAAAGAAGAAAAGGAAGGGGCCAUGCCCAAAAGGCGCAAAACACGCGCAAAAAAGAAAAGGAAGGGGCCAUGCCCAAAAGGCGCAAAACACGCGCAAAAAAGAAAAGGAAGGGGCCAUGCCCAAAAGGCGCAGAACACGCGCAAAGAAGAAAAGGAAGGGGCCAUGCCCAAAAGGCGCAAAACACGCGCAAAGAAGAAAAGAAAGGGGCCAUGCCCAAAAGGCGCAGAACACGCGCAAAGAAGAAAAGAAAGGGGUAGAAAAAACCGGGCCGAAACACACAAAGAAAGAAUAA